ACCCAUCAAUAUAGGUUGAACAGCCCAUAGAAAAUGUUUGCUUCAUGACUUUGAGCUUCUCUCACACAACACCACACAACUGCACCACUUUGCUAUUUAACAGUCUCAAUUUCAAAUACCAACUUCGUGUGAUGGAUAUGAACGACCCUUUGGAUUUCGAGGUAGAAGACGCCCUUCUCAAAUCCCCUCCUAUCAACAACAAAAGGAAGAAAAUUAUUGGGUUGGAUGAUCUUCUUCAAGAUCAUUACAGAGAACAGGACAAGCUUUUAGAGAAGGGCAAUAAGAAGGCUAAUACUAAGGCAAAGAAGAAGAAAAGUUCCUACGAUGAUAAAGAUAGCAAGGAAGCCAAGUUGACUAGGAUAGUUGAGAAAUGUCACAAUCAGUUGAAAGCUUUUGGUGAAGAACAGGAAAUUCCCCUCUGGGGAGUAAAAGUUUUUGGUGAUCAGAAAGCCUUUCCCCCUCUGGAGUUUCCUGAUCUUGGAAGUUGUAACCUUUUACAGUCAUUUUUGAACAACAAGCUCAAUUCUGUGGUGGAAUUGACAGAAGACAAAGGAGAUAUCUUUCUUGAAGGAUUACUAGUCAACGGUUGGCUUUCAAAAUUAGCUUUUCUGUGUGGUCAUGUAGAAAAACCAGUAGCCAUUUGGGCCUUCAACACAAUGUUAUAUUCAUCAAAAGAAGAGCUCCGCCGCUCUUCUAGCGACUUUUGGUGUGCGAUUCUAUCUUCUGAAAGGGAGGUUGAUAGGUUUCCAUUCAAAAUUGAUUGGUUUCCUGAAUAUACAGAUCUAAGAAGAGCUCUUGACAUUUUUGGGUUUCUCUUUACAUUUUCAUCCAGUGCCGAGCCUAAUAAUUUAGAUUCUGACACUGAAGGACCACCUCAAAACAUUAGAUCUUGGAUCAGAUUUAUCACUGCUUGUUGUCUGAUAAGGAGUAAAAAAGCUAUCUUUUCUGCUGUAGAAGCUGAAGAGAUAGUUGAAAUUAUUAUUUGUUUAUUCCUAGAUCGCCAGUUUCAGGGUUUGUUGGUGCUGUUGAAUGACUGCAUGGAAGCAAUUGUGAAUUACUUUACAGACCAGGAAUGGUGCUCAAGUUGUGAGAACAUAGCAAAAUUCAUUGCUUGCAGAGUCUCAAAAGAUUUGAAUUGCAUCCAAACUGUUGAAUGUAUUUCAGAAGCAAGCUCUCGUAGCAAGCAACUUAGGAGUGCUGUUGCCUAUCAAACACUGUUUACUUGUUUUGAUGGAGUCAACAGUGGAGAAGAGAUCCUCAGAUCACUUACUGCAAUUAACUUCAAAGACAAAAGUUGUGAUUUCUUCAAGAUGUAUAUACAUUUGGUUUUGAUAGAGAAUUGGGUUUUGUCCAACUCAUUAAUUGAAGACAAUCCAGUAAUCUAUGAGAUGUUCUGUCGUUAUCUUCAACAUUGUUCUACCUUAAUUUCAGCCACAAACCUACGAUCAUACGCAUCAAAGGUUCGUCAUAGGGCUGCAUAUCUUCUGCAUUUCUCCAUCUACAAAUGACUGGUUUCAGGGUGGCCAGAGAUGGCCAAAUCUUAAAGGGUGAAAGAUUUAGAAAUGCCGUGUUGCAUUGGCACCUAUCAUAUUUUGACUGUACAUGAGAUUCUUCAGACUCCCAGAAUGCACUACUCUUGUUAAGCAUGAGAUGCUUUAAUGCCAUUCUAAUAGCAAAGAUGCGGGGUGAAAUUGGUUCCUUUGCUUCUUGAUGAGGUUCUGGCUGGCAUGAAUCAAGAUUUUUUGUUCAUCCUAAGUAUAAGUUGCUAUGUGCUAACAUGUAACAACUUUUCUCAUACAUGUAACGGCAUGUGUCUGUGCCCUUUAAUGUUAAAGUCCAAAGUAACUUAUUAUUAUUAUUAUCAUGAUCCAAAGGUACCUUAUCUUCUGUGGUU
Molecule: messenger RNA, 1894 nt
Organism: Cajanus cajan (pigeon pea)
Lineage: Eukaryota; Viridiplantae; Streptophyta; Magnoliopsida; Fabales; Fabaceae
Product: actin protein 2/3 complex subunit-like protein
Source: RefSeq, a predicted model, not a curated record